GUAGAAACUGCGGCAUUCAGAAGAGGUUCUGUAGAGACUAUAGCAUCUUAGGUGAUCAUAUCCAGUCAUCUGUCAGACUUUGAGCCAUGGAGCCGAUCCACUACUCCUCAAAUGACAUGUGGUGGGGGACCCUCGGAACCGUCCGACCCUUCUCCAAUUUCCACCCCAACCGAGACGUGAUGGAGAUCCAUAAUGCCCUGGACCGUAAAGACGUAGGAACGCUGGUGAACAUUCUGACCAACCGAAACAACGCCCAGAGGCAAGUCAUCGCGGCGGAAUACAAGCAGACUACAAACAAGGACCUGAUUGCAUCCCUGAAGAAGGCUUUGUCAGGAGACUUGGAGGACCUGCUGCUGGAUUUAAUGAUGCUGCCGGAGCACUUUGACGCUCAGCGUCUUCAGGACGCCAUGGCGGGUCUGGGAACAGAUGAGGAAGGGCUCAUGGAGAUUUUGAGUACCCGGUCGAGAGAGCAGCUUCAGCACAUCAAUAACGCCUUCCAACAACGAUUUAAGAAAGAUUUGGAGAAGGAGCUGAGAGGAGAAACCAGUGGGGACUUUGCUAAGCUGGUUGUGGCUCUGCUGAAGAAGGCCGACUCUCCCACUCUGGUUCAGAAAGACGUUGAGGCCCUCGCUGCAUCUCUAAGCGGGAAAAAGGCCAACGCCGCUUCAUGGAUCGAGAUCAUGACCUCGAGAAACUCGGCACACCUGAACAAUGUGCUGAUGGAACU
Molecule: messenger RNA, 727 nt
Organism: Oryzias melastigma (Indian medaka)
Lineage: Eukaryota; Metazoa; Chordata; Actinopteri; Beloniformes; Adrianichthyidae
Product: annexin A2-like
Exons: 10
Cellular component (GO): cytoplasm
Molecular function (GO): calcium-dependent phospholipid binding; calcium ion binding
Source: RefSeq, a predicted model, not a curated record